Molecule: messenger RNA, 4657 nt
Organism: Spirodela intermedia
Lineage: Eukaryota; Viridiplantae; Streptophyta; Magnoliopsida; Alismatales; Araceae
Source: the annotation of a GenBank genome assembly
AUGCCAGACUCAGGGGGGGGUUUGAAGGAGGAAGCGGAGCAGCGGCAGAAGAGGAGGUGGAAGUACGAACUGGGGAGGACGCUCGGGGAGGGGAACUUCGGGAAGGUGAAGUACGCGCGGCACGUCGAUUCCGGCCGGGACUUUGCGGUGAAGAUCCUCGACAAGAAGCGUGUCCUCGAUCUCAAGAUCGACGACCAAGUGAGUGGUGUUUCCCCGGAGGAGAUGAUUGGAGCUCUUCGGAUUGUACCUGAAAUUUCUGUGUCAGAACAGGGAGAGAGCCUGUCUGACACGUUCCUCAGAUUUCUCCUUCUGAAAUUCUGAAGGAAAAUAAUCCUGAACUGGUGAGCCGGAUCUGAUCGAAGAUUUUCCUGCCGCAGAUAAGGAGGGAGGUUGGAACAUUGAAGCUGCUGAAGCAUCCGAACGUCGUCCGGCUCCAUGAGGUCCGUUCUACUCGCUCUCUCUCUCUGUCGCUCUCUCCAUCCUCUCUCUUGCCCUAUCGCGCGAUUUCCCAGCGCUCUCUUCUCUUCCUUCUCCUAGUUACUUCUUGCUGCAUCUCGUUUUCUCCACGGCCACGGGUCUGAAUCUCAAUUUCGGGCCCUCAGAUUCGCCCAUCUUCCGAUGGGCGUAAAACGGGCGGAUCAAGGAUUCCGAAUGACGGCCCAAGGUCAUGACAAAAGCUCCGAAGCAGGCUGAUCCUAUUCUUGUUUAUCUUUAGCGGCCAUAUUAUUGACAGUAGCUUUUGCCGCAGCGGUGGGAAAGGGAGUGAUUGUGGUCUGCGUGGGGGGUGAAAGGGGUUGGGUGGCUGCAGCCCAUUUUGGGGUGGGCGGUGGGGGCCAGAGGGUUCGCAAGAGAAGGCGCCGAUAAUAUUUAUGGUUGGUGAUGAGGAGGUUGCGAGACGCUGGGCGAUGGGUCUAACGGUGGAAAGGAGGAGGGGAGACAGCCGGAAGCGUUUGAGGCCCAUUGCCGUUGUGGUCGACAGCAGCCGUCCGUUUGAUAGAUUGGAUAUGACCUCUAAGACUUUCGAUUUGGAACUCUUCCCGGGGAAAAUCUAAUUUUGAUCUUAAUCAGGUGCCCAACUUUUGGGCGCCGGCCCAUUAAGGCACUUCUCGUCGCGGCGCGUGGGGUGCGGCCAACUCUCCGGUGCCCGAGAGUAACCCCACUAGACUGUCGGCAUCAUGUGGUCUCCACCCCCCUAUUAUUUCUGUGUAAUGAAAAAAAUCCCCGCGUUCUCUGUCUCAAACCUCACCCCCCCGCUCCUGUAGGACCGGGAGAAACGCCAGCAGAGAAGGUGCUGAAACAGGACAAAGUGGGUGUCUGUGGUUGUAGUAGUAUCCUGCUGUCCAAGCCAAUUUGUGUCUCCUUCUCCCGGGACCCAACUUUCGCCUGGGGUUGUUGUUCCCAUUAUGAAUCGUCGAUUCCGGUAGAGAUCAAAAUGCAUUAAAUCCCGAUGACCACCUUCCCGACUGCAUCCUUGAUUUCUUAUCUUGACCACCUCCUAGAUUUUUCUCGUUUUUUUUUCAGCAUCAAGCGUAUGGAAUCAGACAGAGAGACGGGUUUAGGUUUCCGAACUUGGACAUAAAUUAACAGAAUAUACCCCCAGAGUUCAGACAUCACUACGUCUCAAAUAUUAACUCUUUUAUUUUCUUCGUUGUGCAGGUCUCGGCUAGCAAGACUAAGAUAUACAUUGUCCUCGAAUAUGUAAAUGGGGGCGAAUUAUUUGAAAAAAUCGUGAGUGAUAUCUUUUUAUGAAACUCGAUGCAGUCUCAUGUUUUUCUCCUGUUUUGGAAGCGUGGCAUCACGAUUUCAAUCUAUUAUGUGGACAACUUUUGUUUAAUUCCUAACUUUUCAUAGUCUCAGGUUUUAGAAUAACGAGUUCACAUUAUUUUGGGAUAAUUCAGUCGUCAGGUGGAAGACUCCCAGAACAAGAAGGCAGAAAGAUCUUCCAGCAGAUAAUUGAUGCUGUGAGUUAUUGCCAUGACAAAGGUGUCUACCACAGGGAUUUGAAAGUAAGUUCCUUCUUCUACCACCAAAAUCACGAUUGCCUAUAUGUUAAAAAAGCCGAGUUUUAGCAGCUAAUGGCUAAGUCCCUAAAGCUAUGACUAAAUGAAGGAUAAAACUCUUGGAUUUGGUUAAUCUGGCAGUUGACUGGAAUACUUCUAGAAUUUGAGCGUUAAAAUAGCUACAAUAAUCUUGUUAAAAAAAUAAUGAAAUCGACUGUUAAAAAAAGAACAUCAUAGCUAUGGAAAAUAAGGUUUGAUUUAUCUGUCUGACAUGAGUUUCAUUUAUUGCUAGGCCAUUUUCUAAAACUAUUGAUAUCUCAUCUUUCCUACUACUUUUCAUGUUUGAAAAUUUUGCCUUACAGAUUGUCAGAUGCCAUGCAACUCCUCUCCAUCUGAAUGCUCAAUUUAAAAUUUAGUGUCUCCUAUUGAAGAUCUAGUGAACUGUUUACUUGUAUUUAAACAAUGUGACGGUAACAUUCAAUAUUUCGUAGUGGAUUUUCAUCAUGGUUCUUUUCAAAGUGCUCACUUUCGGUUUUCUAUUAUACAGCCUGAAAACGUCCUUCUUGAUGCCAAAGGAAACAUUAAGAUCUCUGAUUUUGGCCUCAGUGCCUUACCACAGCAUCUAGGGGUACGUUCGUAAGAUCUAUCUCAAUUAGUCGUUGGGCAUGAUUUUCACCUUUAUAAAAUUUCCCCUUUGAUCAAUCUCUAAUGUUCAAAAUUUCAGAGAGAUGGUUUAUUGCAUACAACUUGCGGAAGUCCAAACUAUGUUGCCCCAGAAGUAAGAAGUCCAUGCGAUAGGAGAUGAUCUAUUGAACUCCAGUCGUUUUCUUUUCACCUCACUUUGCUAUAUUCUCCUAUGGAAACUUUUGUAGAUCCUUGCAAACAGAGGCUAUGAUGGUGCUGCAUCAGAUAUCUGGUCCUGUGGUGUUAUCUUGUAUGUUAUUCUCACGGGUUACCUACCAUUUGACGACAGAAAUCUUGCAGUUCUCUAUCAGAAGGUAUAAAAUUGUGUUCAAAUCAUAGUUUUCGUCUGAAAACUUCUUAAAGUGAAACCAAUAAUCUGGUUGUUGUCUAGUAGAAAAUCGAAUCUUUCAUUUGGAAGCUAUCUACAUCACGAUGAUUCAUUGUAACUUGUCACCAUCACAUAAUUUCGAGUUUUUCUUCCCUCCAAUCAGUAACUUUCAUAUCCAUAUGUAUUUUCAAUAUUAUGUAGGAAAUAAACUACCCCUCUAUAUCCUUAAUCUCGUUAUUUAAAGAUAAAACUUCUCAUGGCCUUAUUGGCUUGACCAUGAAUUGAAAAUUAGUGGAGGAUUGACUAGCGCUCUUUUUUCUACUCGUUUUUCAGAUCUUCAAGGGGGAAACCCAGAUUCCAAAGUGGCUUUCUCCUGGCGCGAGAAGGAUGAUUGCGAGGAUUCUUGAUCCCAAUCCAAAAACAAGAAUAACAGUUGAAGGAAUAAAGGCAGAUGACUGGUUUAAGGAAGAUUACACACCUGCCGUAGACAAUGAUGCAGAUGAUGAUGAUCUUCAAUUCGAUCAUGAAGAAUUCUCGAUCAAAGAGGUAGGAAUACAGGACUCAACGAAUUUAUUGUCUCUUCUUAUUCUACAGUCUUAUUCAGUAUAUCAUCAUUUUUUUUAAUUUUAUUGCGUGAAAAGGCAUCUGAAAUCAGAAAUCACGAGAACGUUCCCUCCUUCAUCAAUGCUUUCGAGCUGAUUGGAAUGUCGUCAUGCCUUGAUCUUUCUGGUUUCUUUGAGAGUGAGGUUAGAUUUUCUUUCCAUUCUGCUUAAUCGCGAAACCUGUAAACCUCCUCCAUAAACUGGAAUUAUUGAUUUUUCCUUUUUCUGUCUGUGUUCGUUAUGCUCUGAGCAUUUUUCUUUUUUUUUUUCUGAACUCGUCUCUGAUCGAAACUCCUGGUCACUUCAGGGCAUUUCUGAGAGGAAAAUCAGAUUCACCUCGAGCUAUUCUCCAAAAGAUUUAUUUGAGAAUAUUCAGAAGAUUGUAACGGAUAUGGGAUUCCAAGUUCAGAAGAAGCACAACAAGGUAUUCUUUCCGAACAUGAUGGUGAUCCUUGACUAAUUCUAUCAUCCGUUCCAUUAAUAAAAAUAAACUUGAAUGCAAAAUUCAACCCUGGUGUGUAAGAAACCAUACCCAUAACGUCCAGCUCCCAUCUUUUCUGUGCAAUUCAGCUGAAGAUCUGGCUUCCAUCCCAGGGUGCAACCAGCCCUCGUUGCUUCUCGGCAGAUGCGGAGGUAUGCGUUGACCCGUUCAGUAGACUUCAGCUUCCUUAAUAUGCUGCAUUCUAAAGUUCCUCUUGCAGAUUAUCGAGGUCAGUCCAUCCUUAUAUGUCGUCGAGUUGAGAAAAUCCAGUGGCGAUCCCUUUCAGUACCAACAGGUGGAUGCUUCUCAUGAUCCUCUGGGAACAUUCUUUUACGCGCACUGACCUUGGCGCAACAUUCGGCGAUCCUCAAGGGUCCCUUCUGAUGAUGCCCUUGCUGUCUUGCGGCUGCAGCUGUGUAGAAGGUUAUCAAACGCUUUGGGGGAUCACCAGAGCCGGCAGCUCCUGAUGGCGGCGGCAGAGGCAUCAGCAGCACCGGCUCAGAGUUUGGAUCUCAUCCCGUUAAAGGUGGAAAUACCCGGCGCUGCUUUCUCACAUGUUUGA